Rhododendron vialii is the source of this 1194-nucleotide messenger RNA. RefSeq lists its product as uncharacterized. The record is from RefSeq and is a predicted model, not a curated record. Lineage: Eukaryota; Viridiplantae; Streptophyta; Magnoliopsida; Ericales; Ericaceae. The coding region runs from base 1 to 1194 and encodes 397 amino acids. The transcript has 2 exons.
AUGAACAAGUUCUGCAAACGUCGACCCACGACUUUCCACGGAGACACCAACCCCGUGGUGGUCGAGACAUGGCCAAAUGAAGUUAAAAUGAUCCUCAGAACCUUAGGGAUUACCCAAGGCAGAGACCGUGUGGCCUUGGCCACAUACCAGCUAAAGGGAGAAGCCCGCUACUGGUGGGAUCUAAUGGAGGCAACCCAUGCCAUAGUCACCAUGACUUUUGACGAGUUUGAAACUCUGUUUCUCGACAAGUAUUUUCCCACGCCUCUUCGUUUGGCCAAGGAACAAGAGUUCCUAAACCUGAAACAAGGAACGAUGACCGUUACGCAAUACGCAGCCAAAUUCGAGGAACUGUCUCGUUAUGCCCAAACUGCCAUUGCAACCGAAGACAAGAAGCCAAUGAGAUUUGAGUGGGGACUAACGAUUGCACGAAGGGCUGUGGUGGCUCAAGCUUUUACCACCUAUGCUGAAGUGGUAAAGUGUGCUCUCCGGUUAGAGAGUAAGGAGAUGGACUUUAAAACCCGAUGGAGGAAGACGACAGGCAGCACUGGUGGACCAAUCCGAACCCAACCAUCCAACAACAACCGCGGACCUUACCCCACCAAACCCUCUAACCCACCUCAAAACAACCAACCCUGGAAGACUGCUAUCCUCGAAAGCAGCAAACCAAAGAGAGCGGAUUUCGACGUAAUCCUUGGAAUGGACUGGCUAUCAGCUCACCGAGCGGUCAUAGAUUGCCAUCAGAAGACGGUAACAACUCAUACCUCUGAAGGGACUUGUUUUCGAUUUAAGGGGGAUAAACAAAUAGCAAGUUCAACGACAAAGAGAUCCAGGUGGCAAAAUCAACUGUUUGGAUGGCUCGCUAGCCUCCAAAUGGAAGAAACCGACCGGAUGGAAUUGGGAUUACCGCACAUCGUUUGCGAGUACGCCGAUGUUUUCCCUAAAGAACUUCCGAGCUUACCACCUCAAAGAAAGAUAGACUUCUCUAUAGAACUCCAACCAGGAAUAACACCAAUCUCGAUGGCACCAUAUCGCAUGGCCCCUGCAGAACUAAAGGAGCUCAAGACCCAAUUGCAGGAGCUGUUGGACAAAGGAUUCAUCAGACCAAGUACAUCACCAUGGAGAGCGCCGGCAUUGUUCGUGAAGAAGAAAGAAGGAACACUUCGACUGUGUAUUAACUAUGGGAAGUUAAACUAA